UAUUGUUUGUUUGUAUUUUGUAAGUUUGCGUUUGGAUCUAAUAACUGUAUGAGAUUAAUUCAUCACAAUGUGGUUUUUAAUGAUGUUAAUGCUUUUGACAUUGACUGAGCAUGGUGAAUCGAAAAUGUUUAUCAUUGAUUCAGUGCAAUGCACGCCAUCAUCAAGAGGACUCUUAGAGUGCGACUGGAAAGGACCAGGGGAUUAUGUAGGAUCAAGUGUCGACUUUGACACUUUGAUUUUCAGAAGACUGUUUAGUUCUGGGUUCGUUAACAUUUUCAAUUCUCCUGGAUUACGGAUAGUGGAAAUUCAGAGUGGUGAUGCAUCUUGCGGAAACAUCAAUGUACCAGAACAUGUGAAAGUGUUUAUAAAAGCCAAGUUAUGUAAUGAGGAUUUGUCAUCCUCAUCAACAUCUGCACUAGGUUCUCCCAAGUCUUCAGGAGAAUCCUCAUUGACCUCAACUUCCUCUUCGUCUUCAUCACCAUCUGAAAAGAGAACAACUAUGACAUUCGACUUUUCGACAACAGAUCAGGCAUAUCCACAUAUUCAAAUUUUUUGGGAAAGAAUCAGUACAUUACAAAUUGCAGUCAUUAUUCUAUCAGUUCUGUCAAUUGCUGUUUGUACAUUUCCCAAACCACGACCCUUACCACCACCAAGCCAAACUGAUUCAGCUUCACAAACACCUACUAAUCCUCGAGUUGUCCAACCUAUCUCUCCUAUCCAAACAACUACACAUGUGCCAUGUUCAAACAAUCGACCUGCUCAACCUUCUCCUCCUAUUCCAACAACUUCAACUCGGGUUCAACAUUUAAAUCCAAGGAACAUUCCACCUUCCUCUCCCAUUGGAAUUCCUACCAGGAGACGGUCAGAAAGACUGAGAACCAGACAAGUUAAUGUGAUAUGAAUUUUCAACUACCUUUAACCAAGUGUUUUAUCUCAGAGUCACAAUCUCAAUUGUUUUGAGUAGUAUGAAAUUGCUCUUUUUUUUCUUUUUUUUUAUACUUCAAACCUGCAGACUGUUUUUACUGUGUUCAGCGGAUUGUAUGUUUUUUUGGUUUUUUUUUAUAGUAAAACAAUGUGAAGUACUUACGCAAUGACUUAACAAAUAUUAUUUUUCUUUUCAAUGCAUUUUUAGAACAGGUGUGGAAAUAUAAUGAUACUGGGUAUAUUCAUUCCAUUGUUUUGUUAUUUGUGUUCACUUUCUGCAGGUAAUAGACAUUGUAAUAUCUUUGUUUUGUGUGGUUUUGUGUUUUUUCUUCUUUUUUUUUUCUUUUAGAUUUUGUGUAGGGAAUACCAUGUUGAUAUCAUUGGUGGUGUAUUUUAAAUUUAAAAUAGAAAGAAAUUCACAUUCCUUCUAUUCAAAUCUGUAUGUAGAUGUAAUACUGUUAUGGUGUAAAUAUGUGAUUGUCAUCAGGAUAAUUGUUUCGAAAUUGUAAAAUAUAACCUGUGUUUUUUAUUUUUCUUGCUUGUUUUACUUUAUUUUAAUUUUUUUGUGAGGAAUUUGAAAAAAAGGUUAUGUGAUUGUCAUCAGGAUAAUUGUUUCAAAAUUGUAAAAUAUAACCUGUAUUUUUAAUUUUCUUGCUUGUUUUACUUUAUUUUUAAUUUUUUGUGAGGAAUUCAAAAAAAAGGUUAUAUUUCCUUUAGUUAUUACAUAUUAUUGUCCCCCCCCUCCCACUAAGUACUUUUUGGUCAUUUAUAUUUUUUGCACUUAGUAUGUAGUAUAAAAUCAUAGCUUUAGAUUUAGUUGUUAUGCAUAUCAAUAUUUUGACAACAUUGUCUCAAAAGUGAUUUUUUUUUUAUUUAUUUACUUUGAAUUUACAUCUCAGGUGCAUUUUUUGAAGUUUAGUUGUUAUCCACACAAGCAGUAUUGGACAACAUUGUCUCUUUGUUUUUUAGUUUUCCAUGUACUACUUAUUACUUGAAGCAAUGUUUUAAUUUUUAGAUUUUUUUUUUUAGAAAGAUUUAGAUAACUUUGAGUAUGUGAGAGUUACGUUGAGUGUGUUUGUGUGUGUUUUAAUUUUCCUUCAGGAAUUUAGUUUGUUGAAAGAAUAGCUUUACUUGUAGUAUUUAUACUGUUACAUAUAAACAGAAUGGGAUAAUAUUUUCUCAUAUUUUUAAUAUUCUACAAUACUUAUUUUUUAGACUGAGAUUUUUUUCCAAAAGAUUUUGAUGAUUCAUCUCUGGUUUUCUAUUCAAAAUUGUUUCAAAUGAAUGAGAAAAAUG
This is a messenger RNA of Saccostrea cuccullata (small rock oyster), 2220 nucleotides long. RefSeq names its product mucin-2-like. The record is from RefSeq and is a predicted model, not a curated record. The coding region runs from base 68 to 901 and encodes 277 amino acids. NCBI's taxonomy places the organism in Eukaryota, Metazoa, Mollusca, Bivalvia, Ostreida, Ostreidae. The transcript is spliced from 4 exons.